AAAAUGGAUAAAAGAAAAAUGUUGUUAUUGGCAGCUAUGCUGUUUGUAAGAAAUCAAUAUUUAUUUAAUGAAAAAAUGAAACUACUAUUAAUUAAACUAAUGGACAACCGAACUCGGAUGAAAGCUCUCAUAAACAGUAGCGCAAUCCUACAAUCCGGGAUUGCAAUUGCUCAGGCACGCGUACGGGAAGUUUGGAAAUUCAAUCGCAGUGUCACAUUUUGGGAGUACGACGUCCGUGCAAUGGAUGAUACAAGAUUUAGGGAAAACUUUCGUCUCGAUAGAAGGGGUUUCCAAAAAGUGUGCGAUAAAGUGCGCAGUAUUGAGAAAAUGGAUAACAACAUGAGGCGUUGUAUUCCACUCGAUAAGAGAGUGGCUAUCGCACUUUUCUCUUUGGGCUCGGCAGCGGAGUACAGGACAGUUUGCAGUUUAUUCGGCGUUGGCCGUAGUACUGUUGGUAAAAUUGUCCUGGAUUUUUGCCAUGCAGUAUGCAAUAAUCUUGGAGAAUACAUUAGUACAUACUCCCCCCAUCCACAAGAAAUCAAAAUAAUCGUAGACGGGUUCGCAGAACUGGGCUUCCCGCAAUGCUUCGGAGCUGUAGAUGGCUGCCACAUCGAGGUUCAGCCAAGAAAAGAGGAUGCGAUAGAUUACUACAACUACAAAGGAUGGUAUUCUGUGGUUUUAUUGGCAAGCUGUGAUCACAGAUCAAAAUUUACGUAUUUAAAUAUUGGAUCAACUGGGAAAAAUAAUGACUCGUACAUAUUUGAAAGAAGUUCGUUAAAGCAUUUCCAUGAAAGUGCUGAUAUUUUUGUACAAAAUAGCAAAGUUAUUAACGGCGUCAAUGUGCCUGUGCUACUUAUUGGCGAUUCUGCCUUUCGUUUAUCGCGCCACAUGAUGAAACCAUACCCAUAUGUAGCUAAUCAACCGGCUGUUGAAAAACUCUACAACUAUCGACUUUCCAAAUGUCGUCGACUGAUCGAAAAUGCUUUCGGGCAGCUGAAAGCCCGUUUCCGAAGAAUAGGCAGAGGUUUACAGGUAGCGGCUAAAAAUGUCAACAUUGUUAUAAGAGCAUGCUGUAUUUUGCACAAUUUUUUAAAAACUGAGAAUGACGAAGUUUCUUCCGUCUGGCUGCAAGACUCUGCAGAAGACGCAGCAACCAGAAAUCAACCCAAUCAAUCUAUAAGGAUUGGAAACAAUGACCAACUAGCAGCGACUAUUCGAAAUGCCAUCGCUAUGAGUUUUGGUUUUUAUUCGAACUUGCAGGAAGUUACAAAAAUCAACAAUAGCAGCAUCAACAUAUACAGCAUCAUAAUGAGCAGCGCCACUGAAAGCUUGGAUGUUGGUAGUGGCAAAGUGUCCGAGACAGAGCCGUCCAUGAGAAGACCGAUUGCGGAAAUGGACCCUUUCAAGCACGCAUCACGACUGGUUCGGUCGCUUACAAAUGUGCUCAACGUAGAGAAGGCAGUACGAGCGAGGUCGUCACCACCAGCGGUGCAGGAUAGCACGCCACAGGCGAAAGCAGUGCGAUCGCGCGGAGAAUAUAUGUCGGAGCUAGGCGAUGCAAUCAAGAAGCUGAUGGAUGUAAUGCGCCCACCUCAGCGCUCAAUCAACAACAACAUGAGGGACAUUGUCAGCCAAAUAGCAAAGUUGCAUGCAAAUGCACAUGAGGAGUACAUCAGAAUAAAAGAAGACAGACGGAACGUCCUCAUCACGACUGCGGAAACCCCCCCAAAGAGGCCCCGCGACGAAAACCAGCCGAAGCGAAGAACGCCACCUAAGAAGAACAAAACCACACAUGAAGAGGUGCCAAGGAAGUCUGAAACCAUCUUGAGUAAGGAGGCGAAAGAUAGUCGCCCUACCAAGAACAAAGAAAAGGAGGAGCAAAAAGGAAAAGGCUGGAUAGCGGUGAAAUGUAAACCACGAAGCAGCAAGAAGACAACGUACAAGCCGCCCCCACGUCUCGAUGCUAUAGUUAUAGCGCGAAAUGGAGAUAUGUCCUACAGCGACAUAUUAAGGGCGAUGAAAAAAUAUGAUGCUUUGCAAAAACUCGGCGAGAAUGUAUCGCGAAUUAGGAAGACGGCCAAAGGCGAAGUCCUGCUGGAGCUGAAGGAAACGCAAAUGAAAAGCAUGGGAGAGUUUAAGAGCGGAAUAUGUAAAGUGCUAGGCGAUCAGGUACAAAGCGCUUACCCACGAAGUAAUGUCGAAAUUCGGGACCUUUACGAGAUCACCACGAAAUAA
Messenger RNA from Rhagoletis pomonella (apple maggot), 2235 nucleotides. RefSeq lists its product as uncharacterized. The coding region runs from base 4 to 2235 and encodes 743 amino acids. The record is from RefSeq and is a predicted model, not a curated record. The transcript has 4 exons. Lineage: Eukaryota; Metazoa; Arthropoda; Insecta; Diptera; Tephritidae.